AAUCCGGGCCAGGGCACAGAGAAGCUGGACCUGCAUUUCAACCCCAUUGUCUGCAACUCACUGGAGGGCAACAACUGGGGGCAGGAGCAAUGGGAAGAUCACUUGUGCUUCAGCCCAGGGUCAGAGGUCAAGUUCACCGUGACCUUCGAGAGUGACAGAUUCCAGGAGCUGCCAGACAGGCACCCGUUGGCCUUUCCCGACAGGCUGGGCCGCAGCCACCUGAGCUCCCUGCGUGCUGGGUGGGUUCAUCUCCUCCUCCAAGCUUGGCUGAGUGGGCGGCGCUCACGGGAACGACAGAACCCUCGCCCCGACUUCCCAUCCUGA
Messenger RNA from Myotis davidii, 324 nucleotides. It is a transcript of the gene LGALS2, whose product is annotated as lectin, galactoside-binding, soluble, 2. Gene Ontology annotation, molecular function: carbohydrate binding. Lineage: Eukaryota; Metazoa; Chordata; Mammalia; Chiroptera; Vespertilionidae. The record is from RefSeq and is a predicted model, not a curated record.